CCAAUCCCGCCUCUGGGGCGCACCCGGGCCGCCUUUCCGGGCCUGCAGAUUCCUCCAGCCCGCCCCGCCCCUCGGACUCCCGGGGCCGCCCCCGGACCCCUUUCGCGCCCGGCCUCGCGGCGGCGGCGGCGGCGGCGACUCGGCAACGCUCCGCCGCGUCCCCGAGUCGCGGGAGUCAGGCGCGGCGCGCCCCGGACUCAUAUACCAGGCUGCCUUCUAGAAGUCUCACCUGGAAGUUCCUGCACAAACACUGCUCGCUGUACGUGCCCUACACUGAACCCUUCCACAUUCUCUGUCUCCGCAGGGGCAGCCUUCCACCACGGAGAGCCCAGCUGUCAGCUGCCUCACGGGAAGAUGCUGUGUGGACCGGGCAGCACGGGUAUGCGUGUGGCCACUGCCCUGGGAGUGCUGUGGUUCUGCCUCGCAGGCGCCGCAGUGGAAGUCCGGAUCCCUGAAGACCCCGUGGUGGCCCUCCUGGGCACUGACGCCACCCUGCGCUGCUCCUUCUCACCCGAGCCCGGCCUCAGCCUGGCACAGCUCAACCUCAUCUGGCAGCUGACAGACACCAAACAGCUGGUGCACAGCUUCGCCUGGGGCCGCGACCAGGGCAGCGCCUAUGCCAAUCGCACUGCGCUCUUCCCAGACCUGCUGGCUCAGGGCAACGCGUCCCUGAGGCUGCAGCGCGUGCGCGUGACUGAUGAGGGCAGCUUCACCUGCUUUCUGAACAUCCGGGACUUUGGCAGCGGCAGCGCCGCGGUCAGCCUGCAGGUGGCAGCCCCCUACUCAAAGCCCAGCCUGACCCUGGAGCCCAACAAGGAUCUGCGGCCCGGGGACACGGUGACCAUCACGUGCUCCAGCUACCGGGGCUACCCCGAGGCCGAAGUGUUCUGGCGGGAUGGGCAGGGUGCGCUCUUGACCGGCAACGUAACCACGUCGCAGACGGCUAAGGAGCAGGGCUUGUUUGACGUGCGCAGUGUCCUGAGAGUGGUGUUGGGCGCUAAUGGCACCUACAGCUGCCUGGUGCGCAACCCCGUGCUGCAGCAGGACGCUCAUGGCUCUGUCACCAUCACACCGCAUAGAAACCCCACAGGCGCUGUGGAAGUCCAGGUUCCCGAAGACCCCGUGGUAGCCCUCGUGGGCACUGACGCCACCCUGCGCUGCUCCUUCUCUCCCGAGCCCGGCUUCAGCCUGGCACAGCUCAACCUCAUCUGGCAGCUGACAGACACCAAACAGCUGGUGCACAGCUUCGCUGAGGGCCGCGACCAGGGCAGCGCCUAUGCCAAUCGCACUGCGCUCUUCCCAGACCUGCUGGCUCAGGGCAACGCGUCCCUGAGGCUGCAGCGCGUGCGCGUGGCUGAUGAGGGCAGCUUCACCUGCUUCGUGAGCAUCCGGGACUUCGGCAGCGCUGCGGUCAGCCUGCAGGUGGCAGCCCCCUACUCAAAGCCCAGCAUGACCCUGGAGCCCAACAAGGACCUGCGGCCUGGGGACACGGUGACCAUCACGUGCUCCAGCUACCGGGGCUACCCCGAGGCCGAAGUGUUCUGGCGGGAUGGGCAGGGUGCGCCCUUGACUGGCAACGUAACCACGUCGCAGAUGGCUAACGAGCAGGGCUUGUUCGACGUGCGCAGUGUCCUGAGAGUGGUGUUGGGUGCUAAUGGCACCUACAGCUGCCUGGUGCGCAACCCCGUGCUGCAGCAGGACGCUCAUGGCUCUGUCACCAUCACAGGGCAGCCCAUGACAUUCCCCCCUGAGGCCCUGUGGGUGACCGUGGGGCUCUCUGUCUGUCUCGUCGCACUGUUGGUGGCCCUGGCCUUCGUGUGUUGGAGAAAGAUCAAACAGAGCUGUGAGGAGGAGAAUGCAGGCGCUGAGGACCAGGAUGGGGAUGGAGAAGGAUCCAAGACGGCCCUGCGGCCUCUGAAACACUCUGAAAGCAAAGAAGAUGAUGGACCAGAAAUAGCCUGACCACGAGGACCAGGGAGCUGCUGCCCUGCCCUGGGGCUCCCACCUCUGGCUGCACUGGGGCCUCAGUGUGAGCCCUGGGCUGGGGGCUUCUCUGCCCUUAACAGAUGGCUUCUACUCUAGCGGGUCUACUCAUUCUGCAAAGGACACGAUACAUAGACCACCCCGCAGCCUUAUUUCUCCGAUGGACAUGAUUCCCAAGUCAUCCUGCUGCCUUAUUUCUCCAGUGACACGAUACAUAAAUCAUCCUGCUGCCUUAUUUCUCCAAUGGAUAUGCCACAUGGACUAGCUGGCUGCCUUUUUUCUUCAAAGAUGUGAUACACAGUCACCAAUUAUCACUUCUCAGCAUUUUCUCCCACCUGCCCAUAAUUCUGUCUCCUCUGACAGGGCCACUGCAGCCUUAGCAUUUCCUCGAGUCUAGAGGCUUCUCCUUCUGCUCUGUCCCUAAAGUUGGCCUUUCCCCUGUCCUACUGAGUGAAGACAGGGCCCCUCCCCCAGGCAUGCAGACAUGCAGGUGCACGUGCUGGAACACGUGAGGACCUCCCCUGGCCCCGUCUCUUCCGUGGCGCCCUGGGCUGUGCCCUGUGAGCCCCACCUUCUGCCCGCCCUCCCCACGGGAAGCACGUGCUGGUCACACUGGGUCUCUGGGCAGCUGUGUGGGCCCCUUGGGGUCAGCUUCUGUCCCUCUGCUUUUCCUGACUUCCCUUUCGUUCAUCCACUCAAGUAAGGUUCACUGAGCAUCUAUGGGGUGUCAGCACUGUGUUAGGUGCUGGGGACCCCGCGUGAGAAGACAAGCCCCUCCCUAAGGAGCUUGCCGUUCAGCUGGGAAACCCGUGAGGAAAGAGUGGCUGUGAGGGGCUCCUGCCUGGCUCGCUACUGUACUCCUCUUCUGUACCGCAUUUCCCUGGAUACCUCACUCCCAUCACAUCCCUAAUCCUUACCCAGAACAGAGGGUGGGGGCAGAAACCUGGAGAGACGGACAAAGCCUCUCACCAUGACUGGGGAAUCUGAUGGUUUCCACAGUGUCUUUCCAGGCAUGAGCAGGGGGGCAGGCAGCCAAGGCCUGACAGAUCCCGGGAAGCUGAGAGCCACAGCACAGGGGAAGCCUGGGGCCUCUCCUCGCUGGCUGGAGCUUGAGGGCAGGGACAGCCCCCUCUCCCACCAUGGUGCUAUUCUGGGGCUGGGUAGCCACUUCCUGGCUUGUCUCGGGCCGGUCCCCAGCCUCUAGUGGAGUAAACUUCUGAUGAUCUGAUGUCCUCCUGUUGACAUCCCUCCCUUCACCAGGAAUGAAAGAUGUGGGGAUUUCUAAUUUAAAUGUGGGACUCUGAGGAACUUUGUUAACUGGGGGUGUAUUUUGGGGAAAAUAAAUGCCUUUGUAGAA
Mesoplodon densirostris (Blainville's beaked whale) is the source of this 3340-nucleotide messenger RNA. It is a transcript of the gene CD276, whose product is annotated as CD276 molecule. Lineage: Eukaryota; Metazoa; Chordata; Mammalia; Artiodactyla; Ziphiidae. The coding region runs from base 355 to 1962 and encodes 535 amino acids. The record is from RefSeq and is a predicted model, not a curated record. The transcript is spliced from 11 exons.